Messenger RNA from Pelmatolapia mariae (spotted tilapia), 2744 nucleotides. RefSeq names its product zinc finger protein 271-like. Gene Ontology annotation, molecular function: DNA-binding transcription factor activity, RNA polymerase II-specific; RNA polymerase II cis-regulatory region sequence-specific DNA binding. The transcript has 7 exons. The record is from RefSeq and is a predicted model, not a curated record. Gene Ontology annotation, biological process: regulation of transcription by RNA polymerase II. Lineage: Eukaryota; Metazoa; Chordata; Actinopteri; Cichliformes; Cichlidae. The coding region runs from base 264 to 2744 and encodes 826 amino acids.
CACAGAAAAGUGUCGGUCCUUUCGAAGUGUUUUUAUUUUUCCACGUUUUACCAACUGCAUGCAAUACUUCAUAUUUAACCCACAGAAAAACGACAACUGUGGACAUUAAAGGAGGAAUUAAAUAGGAAGAAGCGUCAAACGCAGGAACCAGAGCGGCUCUCCCACAGCUGGACCACAGCUGUUCCCACAGUGACGCGGAAGUUACCUGUUUGCUGCUCAGCAGUUUCAGACAUUUGUACCUGAAAACUGUCAGUGGACUAGAGAUGCCUCGAAGAAAGAGCCAUCAACUGGGUGACCUCCAAGGGCUGCUGCCCCCGAUAUCUGCACCAACCACAUCAGACACGGCACCAACACAAGUUAGGACAGGUCUCGAUGUCCAGCAGAUGUUGUUACUUAAAGAAGAGAGCUCAAGUCAUGAUCAGCAGGAUUUGGUCCUCCUCCACAUAAAGGAGGAAGAGGAGGAACUCUUGACCAGCCAGGAGGGAGAGCAGCUUCAUGGUAUACAGAAAGCUGAUAUCACCAGUUUCCCCAUCACUGCUGUUUGUGUAAAGAAUGAAGAUGAUGAAGAGAAACCUCACCUCCUACAUUUUCAUCAAACACCAGCUGAAGACAACAGAGAAGCUGAGCCUUCAACCAGCAGCUCAGCCAAACAGAUUAAAGCAGAAGGUGAUGGAAAGGACUACAAAGAGCCAGAACCAGCCACAAACCCAAAUCCAAAUAAUAAUUUACAACCCAAUAUUAAUGUAAAACGUUCAGACUUGUAUGGAGCUGAUGAUUGGCAGGAACCCCUGACAGAACCUGAACCUGAAAGUGAAGAUAGUGAAGAGUCAUUUGCAAAUAGUGAUGCCAAAAAGCCCUUGAUCUGUUUUGAGUGUGGUAAGCAGUUUCUCCAUGACUGGUCACUUCAGAGACACAUCAGACUUAAGUCAGGGAAAAGAGCUUCAAACUGUGAUGUCGGUGAUAAAAGCUCUGGAGUGAACCAAAAUGCAGAUUCACAGGGGACAGUUCAAACAGAAGAGAAACCAUUUGGCUGUGAUGUUUGUGGACAAAGGUUUCAGCUGAAUGUGAAUCUUAAGGUGCACAUGAAAGUCCACACUGGAGAGAAACCAUUUAGUUGCAAUAUCUGUGAAAGAAAAUUUAGACAUCAAUGUAACCUUAAGACACAUGUGAGAAUUCACACCGGAGAGAAACCAUUUGGCUGUCGCCUGUGUGAUAAAAAGUUUACACAGAGUGUACAUUUAAAGACGCACAUGAGAAGCCACACGGGAGAGAAGCCAUUUUUUUGUGACGUCUGUAGUAAAAGCUUUUCACGACUGAGGAUUCUGAAAUCGCACAAGAGAGUCCACACAGGAGAGAAACCAUUCGACUGUGAUGUUUGUCGUAAAAGAUUUUCACAACUAGGUGAUCUAAAGAGACACAAACGUGUCCACACGGGAGAGAAACCGUUCAGCUGUAGUGUUUGUGGUAAAAGAUUUGCACAGAGGAUGCAUUUCAAGACACACAUGAGAAUCCACACAGGAGAGAGACCUUUCGGUUGUGAUGUUUGUGGCAAGAGCUUUAACUGUAAGAGAAAUCUGAAGACACACAUCAGAGUCCACACGGGAGAAAAGCCAUUUGGUUGUAAUGUUUGUAAUAAAAGAUUUUCACAGCCAGGAAUUUUAAAGAGACACAUGAACAUCCACACAGAAGUUAGGAAAUUUGUACCCGGUAAAUCAAGAGGAGUCUAUUUGAGGUUGCUCAAAUCUAAACCAGCCACAUCAGAAACGGAGCAGCUAGCCAUCAGAAACAGACAAGAUGGCAUUGUGAUCAUUGUGAGAGUAGCUACCAGGCGGAAGAGAGCAUGGAGUGGUGGUCUUAUGGAGGAAUGUGUGAAUAAGAAGGAGACAUGGAAAGGUGAACCUGCAAUGAGCACAGCUAUCCAGGUUGAUGAAGGUGUUUCGUCAAACCCCAGUCUGGAGCAGAAGGACCCAGACCUCCUUCACAUGAAGGAGAAACAAGCGAAACUCAUCACCAGUCAAGAAGGAGAGCAGCUUAAUGGUCUGAAGGAGGCCAGCCUCUCACAGCUUCAUCAAAGACUGACCAAGGACCACUGCAAGGCAGAUGUUCCAUUCUUUAGCUGCUCUGAGUGUGAUAAACAAUACCUCUACAAGCGAUCUCUUCAGAGGCACAAGAAAAGUCAUUCAGCAGAAAACUCUCCCAGCUGUUUGGUUAAUGAGAAAGCUUCCAGACUGGAGGAAAAUGUAGUUGACACAAAUGUCCAGCAGAUGUUGCCAGUUAAAGAAGGGCUUCUAUGGACUCCAGGUUGGGACCAGCAGGACCCAGACCCACUCCACAUAAAGGUGGGACAGAAGCGUAACAGUCUGGAUAAGGCUGAUAUCAUCAAGUUUCCAUUCACUGGUGAAGAUGAUGAGUUCGCGCAGCUUCAUCAAAGCACAGGACAAACAGAGUCUCCAACCAGCUUCUCAGCUAAGGAGAUUAAAGCAGAAAGUGAUGAGGAGGAUGGGAGAGGACCAGAACCAGCCUCCUACUUAGAACCAAAUGCUAAUUUACAAGCAAAUGCUACUGGAAAGGCUUUAGACUUUCACCAGACAGAAGUUGAUGUUAAAUGUCAUGCGCCUCUUUUCAAUUUUGAAUCUAAAACUGAAGGUGGUGAAAAGGGUUGGAAGGAGAAUGGGCCAUGUCAAUCAGAGGUGCGUCCUCACGGCACCACAGAACACGCCCCACCACAUACCCCCAUCGCCUGA